AUUAGUUUCGAGUGUGUUGAGGUAAACGAAAAAAUGCGCCUUUGUCCAGUUGUCAUCUAUGCAUUUAUAAUCGUCAUCGGGUUUCUGGAGGGGAUUAUCGCCCUUGGCGGCGACGAUCGCAAUGAAAUCACAGUGGGUGCCAUUUUCUACGAGAACGAGAAGGAGAUCGAGCUCAGCUUCGAUCAGGCCUUUCGCGAGGUGAACAACAUGAAGUUCUCGGAGCUGCGAUUCGUGACCAUCAAGCGCUAUAUGCCCACCAACGACAGCUUCCUUCUGCAGCAGAUUACAUGUGAACUGAUUUCCAAUGGCGUUGCGGCUAUUUUCGGACCAAGUUCAAAGGCAGCCAGUGAUAUUGUUGCGCAAAUCGCGAACGCGACCGGCAUUCCACACAUUGAGUACGAUUUAAAGCUGGAGGCCACGCGCCAGGAGCAGCUCAACCACCAGAUGUCCGUCAAUGUGGCACCCUCCCUGUCCGUACUCUCGCGCGCCUACUUCGAGAUCAUCAAAUCCAACUACGAGUGGCGCACCUUCACCCUGAUCUAUGAGACUCCGGAGGGCCUGGCGCGCCUGCAGGAUCUGAUGAACAUCCAAGCGCUGAACAGUGACUAUGUCAAGCUGCGAAAUUUGGCGGACUAUGCGGAUGACUAUCGGAUAUUGUGGAAGGAGACAGACGAGACUUUCCACGAACAGCGCAUCAUCUUGGACUGUGAGCCGAAGACACUAAAGGAGCUGCUAAAAGUAUCCAUAGACUUUAAGUUGCAGGGUCCAUUUAGGAACUGGUUUCUCACCCAUCUGGACACGCACAACUCGGGUCUGAGGGAUAUUUAUAAUGAGGACUUCAAGGCCAACAUCACCUCGGUGCGAUUGAAAGUGGUGGACGCAAAUCCAUUCGAGAGAAAGAAGACCCGGCUGACCAAAGUGGAUCAAAUAUUGGGCAACCAAACCAUGUUGCCCAUUCUCAUCUACGACGCGGUCGUCCUGUUUGCCAGUUCUGCCCGAAAUGUUAUUGCUGCCAUGCAGCCCUUCCAUCCACCCAAUCGCCAUUGCGGCAGUCCGUCUCCUUGGAUGCUGGGUGCAUUUAUAGUCAACGAGAUGAAGACCAUUUCCGAGGAUGAUGUGGAACCGCACUUCAAGACCGAAAAUAUGAAGCUUGACGAGAAUGGGCAGCGCAUCCACUUCAACCUGGAGAUCUACAAGCCAACGGUGAACGAACCAAUGAUGGUCUGGACACCAGACAACGGGAUAAAGAAGCGUCGCCUCAACUUGGAACUGGAAAGUGCCGGCACCACCCAGGAUUUCUCGGAGCAGCGCAAGGUGUAUACAGUGGUUACUCACUACGAGGAGCCCUACUUCAUGAUGAAGGAGGAUCACGAGAACUUCAGAGGCAGGGAAAAGUACGAGGGCUAUGCCGUGGAUCUCAUUAGCAAGCUUUCCGAGCUCUUGGAGUUCGAUUACGAGUUCAUGAUCGUUAAUGGCAAUGGCAAAUACAAUCCGGAGACGAAGCAGUGGGAUGGAAUCAUCCGGAAACUGAUAGACCACCAUGCCCAAAUUGGCGUCUGCGAUCUGACCAUCACCCAAUUGCGACGUUCUGUGGUGGACUUCACGGUGCCCUUCAUGCAGUUGGGCAUUAGCAUUCUGCACUACAAGAGUCCUCCGGAGCCGAAGAACCAGUUUGCCUUCUUGGAACCGUUUGCCGUCGAGGUCUGGAUCUAUAUGAUCUUUGCCCAGUUGAUAAUGACUUUGGCUUUUGUUUUCAUCGCCAGACUUUCGUAUCGCGAAUGGUUGCCACCGAAUCCCGCCAUUCAGGAUCCGGAUGAGCUGGAGAAUAUAUGGAAUGUGAACAACUCGACCUGGCUGAUGGUGGGCUCCAUCAUGCAACAGGGCUGCGACAUUCUACCAAGAGGUCCACACAUGCGCAUACUCACUGGCAUGUGGUGGUUCUUCGCCCUGAUGAUGCUCAGUACCUACACGGCCAACUUGGCCGCCUUCCUGACCAGCAACAAGUGGCAGAGCAGCAUAAAGAGCCUGCAGGACCUCAUCGAACAGGACAAGGUGCACUUCGGUAGCAUGCGCGGUGGCAGCACCUCGUUGUUCUUCUCGGAGUCGAAUGACACGGAUUACCAGCGAGCCUGGAACCAGAUGAAGGACUUCAAUCCCUCGGCCUUCACCAGCACCAACAAGGAGGGAGUGGCACGUGUGCGCAAGGAGAAGGGCGGCUAUGCUUUCCUAAUGGAGACCACCAGUCUGACCUACAAUAUCGAACGGAACUGCGAUCUCACCCAGAUUGGCGAGCAGAUCGGGGAGAAGCACUACGGCCUGGCCGUGCCACUGGGCUCUGAUUACCGGACCAACCUCAGCGUUUCCAUUCUCCAGCUGAGCGAAAGGGGCGAGCUGCAGAAGAUGAAGAACAAGUGGUGGAAGAACCACAAUGUCACCUGUGACUCCUACCACGAGGUGGACGGUGACGAGCUGUCCAUUAUUGAGUUGGGCGGAGUGUUUCUUGUUCUCGCCGGUGGCGUUCUCAUCGGCGUCAUCCUGGGCAUCUUUGAGUUCCUGUGGAACGUGCAGAAUGUGGCAGUGGAGGAGCGAGUGACUCCGUGGCAGGCUUUCAAGGCGGAGCUCAUCUUUGCCCUGAAGUUCUGGGUUCGCAAGAAGCCGAUGCGCAUCUCCAGCAGCAGCGACAAGUCGUCCUCCAGGCGAUCAUCCGGUUCCAGGCGCAGCUCCAAGGAAAAGUCCCGCAGCAAGACGGUCAGCUAGGUGGUCGGGAAAUUGGACGAUUGACGUCUUCUACUUUGGCAUUUCAUUAGAGAGUCGCAUUGGAAAUGAGGCACUCCAUGGUGUCCACAUAUAUUGUGAGCUAUAUUUGUAGAAUUAUUUUAGAACACAGAAAGCGCAUUUUGGGUAUAUUGAAUGUUCUGGAGAUUUUACGAAACUUUCAAUGAAAUAAUUUGGAUAAUUAAUUUUAGUAAACUUUUCUGUUGGCUCUAAU
Drosophila simulans is the source of this 2989-nucleotide messenger RNA. It is a transcript of the gene GluRIIA, whose product is annotated as glutamate receptor ionotropic, kainate 2. The transcript is spliced from 12 exons. The coding region runs from base 34 to 2757 and encodes 907 amino acids. Gene Ontology annotation, biological process: modulation of chemical synaptic transmission; synaptic transmission, glutamatergic; monoatomic ion transport. Gene Ontology annotation, molecular function: glutamate-gated receptor activity; transmitter-gated monoatomic ion channel activity involved in regulation of postsynaptic membrane potential. NCBI's taxonomy places the organism in Eukaryota, Metazoa, Arthropoda, Insecta, Diptera, Drosophilidae. Gene Ontology annotation, cellular component: plasma membrane; postsynaptic membrane. The record is from RefSeq and is a predicted model, not a curated record.